Messenger RNA from Pseudopipra pipra, 4062 nucleotides. RefSeq names its product Sp3 transcription factor (gene SP3). The transcript has 7 exons. Gene Ontology annotation, biological process: regulation of transcription by RNA polymerase II. The record is from RefSeq and is a predicted model, not a curated record. The coding region runs from base 292 to 2610 and encodes 772 amino acids. NCBI's taxonomy places the organism in Eukaryota, Metazoa, Chordata, Aves, Passeriformes, Pipridae. Gene Ontology annotation, molecular function: RNA polymerase II cis-regulatory region sequence-specific DNA binding; DNA-binding transcription factor activity, RNA polymerase II-specific.
UUCCGGGCUGGCAGGCGGGCGGGCGGGCGGCGGUGUCGGCCGGGCCCCCUCUCCCGCGGCAAGCCCCACCUUUCGGCUUUCCCGCACCGUCAAUCAAAAUAGGAAAAAAAAACCGGAGUAGGCUCGGGCCGCCGCCGCCGCUUCAGCCCGCCGUGAGCACAAUAAGCAUGUCCCCGGCGGCAGCCGCCUAGCCCCAGCCAGCAGGGCCUGUGUGCGAGCCAGCCAGCCAGCCUGCCUGCCUGCCUGCCUCCCGCCCAGCCAGCCAGCCAGCCGGCCGCUCGCACUCACACCAUGACCGCUCCCGAGAAGCCCGUGAAACAAGAGGAAAUGGCUGCCUUAGACGUGGACAGCAGCAGCCACAGCGAGUAUCUCCAGCACGGCAACGGCGCCGCCUCGGCCUCCGCCGGGGCGGCCGCCCCCCAGGACGCGCAGCCGUCACCGCUCGCUCUGCUGGCGGCCACCUGCAGCAAGAUCGGCCCGCCGUCGCCGGAGGAGGAUGAGGCCGCCGCCGCCGCUGCCUCUCACUCUGCCGGAGCGACAGGGGAUUUGGCUUCUGUGCAAUUAGCCGGAACUCCAAACAGAUGGGAGGUCUUGUCUGCAGCUCCUACCACUAUAAAGGACGAAGCUGGUAAUAUAGUACAGAUUCCAGGUGCUGCCACAGUAACUUCAAGUGGGCAGUAUGUCCUUCCUAUUCAGAGUUUGCAAAAUCAACAAAUCUUUUCUGUUGCACCAGGAUCAGAUUCGUCGAAUGGUACAGUGUCUAACGUACAAUACCAAGUAAUACCCCAGAUCCAGACAGCGGAUGGUCAGCAAGUUCAACUUGGCUUUGCAGCCUCUUCUGAUAAUAGCAGUAUAAAUCAAGAAAGUGGUCAAAUUCAGAUCAUUCCUGGCUCUAAUCAAACCAUCAUUGCCUCUGGAACAUCUUCAGCUAAUAUUCAGAAUAUCUUAUCUAGUCAGUCUGGUCAAGUCCAGGUUCAGGGAGUUGCAAUUGGUGGUUCAUCCUACCCUGGCCAAGCACAGGUAGUUGCUAACGUCCCUCUUGGACUGCCAGGAAAUAUUACUUUUGUACCCAUCAAUAGUGUCGAUCUAGAUUCUCUGGGACUUGGCAGUGGUUCUCAAACCAUGACAGCAGGCAUUAAUGCAGAUGGGCACUUGAUAAAUACUGGACAAGCCAUGGAGAGUUCAGAUACUUCUGAAAGGACUGGUGAGCAAGUUUCUCCUGAAAUUACAGAAACCGCGACUGAUAAUGACUUAUUUGUGCCAACGUCAUCUUCAUCACAAUUGCCCGUUACCAUAGACAGUUCAAGUAUAUUGGAACAAAAUGCAAAUGACUUGACCACAACCAGUGCUCAAGUUCAUAGUUCUGAUCUUCAGGGAAAUUACAUCCAAACAUCAGUCUCUGAUGACACACAGGCUCAGAAUAUUCAGGUCUCCACAGCACAGCCAAUUGUACAACACAUACAGCUACAAGAAUCUCAACAGCCAACCAGUCAAGCCCAGAUUGUACAAGGUAUUGCGCAGCAGACAAUCCACGGUGUACAAGCGAGUCAAAGCAUUUCUCAGCAGGCUCUUCAAAAUCUUCAACUACAGCUGAAUCCUGGAACUUUUUUAAUUCAGGCACAAACAGUGACCCCUUCUGGGCAGAUAACCUGGCAGACGUUUCAAGUGCAAGGAGUUCAGAACUUGCAGAACUUGCAAAUUCAGAAUGCACCUGGUCAACAAAUAACUCUGACCCCUGUGCAGACUCUCACUCUUGGCCAAGUUGCAGCAGGUGGGGCGUUGACGUCAACUCCAGUUAGUCUAAGCACUGCUCAAUUGCCAAAUCUACAGACAGUUACAGUAAACUCUAUAGAUUCUGCUGGUAUUCAGCUGCAUCAAGGAGAAAAUGCUGGCAGUCCUGCAGAUAUUAGGAUUAAAGAAGAGGAUCCUGAUCCAGAAGAGUGGCAGCUCAGUGGUGAUUCUACACUGAAUACCAAUGAUCUAACACAUUUGAGAGUACAGGUUGUAGAUGAGGAAGGGGACCAACCACAUCAAGAGGGAAAAAGACUGCGACGAGUAGCAUGCACAUGUCCCAACUGCAAAGAAGGUGGUGGAAGAGGCUCCAACUUGGGAAAAAAGAAGCAACACAUUUGUCACAUACCAGGAUGUGGCAAAGUAUAUGGGAAAACUUCACAUUUGAGAGCUCAUCUCCGCUGGCAUUCUGGAGAGCGUCCAUUUGUUUGUAACUGGAUGUUCUGUGGCAAAAGGUUCACUCGCAGUGAUGAGCUUCAGCGGCACCGAAGAACGCACACAGGUGAGAAGAAAUUUGUCUGUCCAGAAUGUUCAAAACGCUUUAUGAGAAGUGACCACCUUGCCAAACACAUUAAAACACAUCAGAAUAAAAAAGGUAUUCACUCUAGCAGUACAGUGCUGGCAUCAGUAGAAGCAACACCUGAUGAUACUUUGAUUACUGCAGGAGGAACAACACUUAUCCUUGCAAAUAUUCAACAAGGUUCUGUUUCAGGAAUAGGAACUGUUAAUACAUCUGGCACCAGCAAUCAGGAUAUUCUUACCAACACUGAAAUACCUUUACAGCUUGUCACAGUUUCGGGAAACGAGACAAUGGAGUAAAUAUUACACAAGAUACCUAUUAAUUGUGGUUAUUUUUAUACAGUAGUGAGAAGAAUAUUGUUCCUAAGUUCUUAGAUAUCUUUUUAUUGAUGUGCAAAAAUUUUUGGAUUGACAGUAACUUGGUUAUACAUGACACUGAAAUGCCUUACUUUGUAUGAUAUUCCAUAGUAUAUUAAAAUGGUAAAAUUGCAUGGGUUUUGUAGGUACUUUUGGAAUCUAGAAGAGAUGAAAUUUUACCAAGUUAUAUUAAAAAAAAAAAAAAAGAAUUUAACGAUGGAAAUGGUAGUCUAACCAAAUGCAUCAAUCCUGUGUGGUUUAGUGUAAAAAAAAAUGAGAACACGUUGGUAUUUAUCUAUUGUAAGAUAAAAGAAGUUGAUGGGUGAAAAGAAAUCACAUUAUGAUAAAAGAAAUUUUGUAAUUUUCUUGAUGACUGGAAUUUUUAUUAUGCAUAACUGACAAAUCAAGUUUCCAAGCAAAUGUUACAUAGUGUAGGCUUUACUUAGCUCAUCAACUUGUCAUUUUGAAGCUAAUUAUUUUAAUUAGGUUAACUAUGUACAAUAUUUUAAGCAUUACUCUUGUAAGAUUUUGAAAACUACAUUUUAACAUGGAACUCUAGGGAUAGUCACCUUUUAAAUCCUAUUGAAAAGCCAUGUUUAAGAUUUAAUUUGCCAAAAUGAUGUCUUGUUAAUAUUCUUUCAAUAACCAAGGUGGGCAAUAUAACCAAUGUUUAAAAAGCUUAAAAUGUUAAGAAAAAUAAAUAUGUAUAGGUUGAGGCAUUUGGGUGGUAAGGCAAAUGUUAUAGUGAAGUAUAUCCCUUCUUUUGAACAUUGGAGGACCAAAAAUAAGGUGUAUUGCGUCUCAGCAGUGAUUUUUUUUCAAAUCUUUUUCCAAAAAAACAUGUGUCUCCCAGGGCCUUAAAAGCCAUCUUGUAAAUUACCAGUAAAAUAUAACAUAUGCAAAUACAACAGAAAAAUCACUUCCAUAUUGACAGUACUCCCAAACAUAUGGAUAUAGUCAUAGUGAACUAGGGGGUUUAUGAGGUUUUUAUUUGUUUGUUGUUUAGUUUUUGGUUAGUCAAUCUGCAUUUAAAUAUCAGCCAUCUUUCCUUUUUUUGCUUCUUCCCUUAAAAAUUGUAUGUAUCCAGUACAUUUAACUGAUAAACAUAUAUGUUUUUUAUUAUGCUGAAUUUUCUUUUUAUUUUUUAAUUACUGUUUAUAUUUUCAAUUAUAGAAAAUGUACAAAAUGAAGUUAUAUAGCCAGUCUGUAAGUGCUAUACCAUUUUCAAAAAAUGUACAACAAUAAUUACUGCAGUUCACCUAUUUACAAACAUUUGGAAAUCUAUUCAUUUGUUAUUCUUAAAACCACCUCAAAUUUAAAGGCUACCUUAUUGUACGUUUAAAGUGUAUUAUAACAGUGUGGUAGUUAAUAAAACACUAUUUUUUUUUCUUUUGA